Trichobilharzia regenti is the source of this 627-nucleotide messenger RNA. Lineage: Eukaryota; Metazoa; Platyhelminthes; Trematoda; Strigeidida; Schistosomatidae. The record is from the annotation of a GenBank genome assembly.
AUGAGGGGUAAACGGAUUCACAAAGGCAGAACACGAAAGUUCACAGCUCCAGAAGAAAUCGAUCGUCAACUAGGUCUAAUCAGAGGAGAUAAUAUUACAGAAGGUGGCUCCUCUUUGAAGGAAUCAGAAGACGGUAAUGUUGGUGAUAAUGUGAGCGGCGAUAAUGACGAAGAUGAUGAUAGUGAUAGCGAAGACGAAAACGUAACUGGACGUCAUAAAGGUGUUAGCCAUCUAAUAGAAGUUUGUAAUCCAAAUCAUAUCAAAGGUUCUAAUUCAGUUGUGCCUUCAAAGAAAGAAUUGAUAGCUUCAUCUAAAGCUGUUGUAGACCCGUUAAAGUUACAGUCAGAAAGUGAAUUGGCCAUUAACUUGGCACGUCUUCAAUUGGUCAGGAAAGAACGUGAAUUAGCUGCUCAAAAACUUGAACAGGAAAGGCAAGCCCGUGAAGCACAACGUUUAGCUGCUGCUAAGCGCGCAGCAGAAGCAAAGCUACAGACAGGUAAACAACAGAAAAGUGGUGGUCGUAAACAAGCAUCAACAGCUGAGAGUAGUAAACAGAAGAGCAACAAUCGAGACAAGAGUACACCGGCAUCAGCAAAAAGUGAACUUGCCGCGCCAACAGUUGAUUAA